AUGUCGAAGAUGUGCAAGGGUCGCGAAAACUUCGACGAUUGGGCGUUCGCAGUUGAGAACUUGCUUAUAUUGGAGGGCGCGGACAGUUUCCUAAAGCAAGAAGGAACGGGCGAUGCAGCGGCGACCGAUGCAAAGGCGCGCGCUAAGAUGAUUUUGACGAUUGAUUCAUCAUUAUUCGUGCACAUAAAAGAUAUAACGACCGCGAAGCAAUUGUGGACAAAACUUCGUUCUUUGUUUGACGAUUCAGGUUUUUCUCGGAAGAUUACGUUGCUUCGUCAUCUGAUUUCUAUAAGGUUAGAAAAUUGUGAGAAUAUGACGAAUUAUGUGACACAAAUUGUUGAAACGUCUCAACGUUUGAGCGGAACAGGAUUCGCUAUCAAUGAUGAAUGGGUUGGUUCACUAUUGCUUGCCGGAUUACCAGAGCGAUUUAUGCCUAUGAUCAUGGCCAUCGAGCACUCCGGAAUUCAAAUAACGGCUGAUUCGAUUAAGUCAAAAUUACUUGAUAUGGAAGUAGCGGAUUCAGGUGAAUCGGAACGUACCUCAGCACUGGCAGCAAAAUGGCGGAAUAAAUCGAGCAAAAGGGGCAACACUAAUAAACAAGGCGGACAGAUCCCGAAUAGUCCCGAAUCAGUUUAG
Messenger RNA from Leptosia nina, 636 nucleotides. The record is from the annotation of a GenBank genome assembly. Lineage: Eukaryota; Metazoa; Arthropoda; Insecta; Lepidoptera; Pieridae.